Molecule: messenger RNA, 3273 nt
Organism: Condylura cristata (star-nosed mole)
Lineage: Eukaryota; Metazoa; Chordata; Mammalia; Eulipotyphla; Talpidae
Gene: SMOC1
Product: SPARC related modular calcium binding 1
Exons: 13
Coding region: 52-1443 (463 amino acids)
Biological process (GO): extracellular matrix organization
Cellular component (GO): basement membrane
Molecular function (GO): protein binding; calcium ion binding; heparin binding
Source: RefSeq, a predicted model, not a curated record
CGCCGAGCCCGCGACCCCUGCCCGCAGCCGCCUGUCGACCCUGUUGGCACCAUGCUGCCCGCGCGCUGCGCCCGCCUGCUCACGCCCCACUUGCUGCUGGUGUUGGUGCAACUGUCCCCCGCUGGCGGCCACCGCACCACCGGCCCCAGGUUUCUCAUAAGUGAUCGUGACCCUCAGUGCAACCUCCACUGCUCCAGGACUCAACCCAAACCCAUCUGCGCUUCAGACGGCAGGUCCUAUGAGUCCAUGUGUGAGUACCAGCGGGCCAAGUGCCGGGACCCAGCACUGGGUGUGGUACAUCGAGGUCGAUGCAAAGACGCCGGACAGAGCAAGUGUCGCCUGGAGCGGGCUCAGGCCCUCGAGCAAGCCAAGAAGCCCCAGGAGGCAGUGUUUGUCCCAGAGUGUAGCGAGGAUGGCUCCUUUACCCAGGUGCAGUGCCACACUUACACAGGGUACUGCUGGUGUGUCACCCCAGAUGGGAAGCCCAUCAGUGGUUCUUCUGUGCAGAAUAAAACUCCUGUAUGUUCAGGUUCAGUCACCGACAAGCCCUUGAGCCAGAGUAACUCAGGCAGGAAAGUCUCUUUUCGAUUCUUUUUAACCCUCAAUUCAGAUGACGGGUCGAAGCCGACGCCCACAGCGGAGACUCAGCCGGUGUUUGACGGGGAUGAAAUCACAGCUCCCACUCUGUGGAUUAAGCACUUGGUCAUCAAGGACUCCAAACUGAACAACACCAACAUAAGGAAUUCAGAGAAAGUCCACUCCUGUGACCAGGAGCGGCAGAGCGCACUGGAAGAGGCCCGGCAGAAUCCCCGCGAGGGCAUCGUCAUCCCGGAGUGUGCCCCCGGCGGCCUCUAUAAGCCUGUGCAGUGCCACCAAUCCACCGGCUACUGCUGGUGUGUGCUGGUGGACACGGGGCGCCCACUGCCCGGGACCUCCACUCGCUAUGUGAUGCCCAGUUGUGAGAGCGACGCCAGGGCCAGGAGUGUGGAGGUGGACGAUCCCUUCAAGGACAGGGAGCUGCCAGGCUGUCCAGAAGGGAAGAAAAUGGAAUUCAUCACCAGCCUACUAGAUGCCCUGACCACUGACAUGGUGCAGGCCAUUAAUUCAGCAGCACCCACUGGAGGUGGGAGGUUCUCAGAGCCGGACCCCAGCCACACCCUGGAGGAGCGGGUGGUGCACUGGUACUUCAGCCAGCUGGACAGCAAUAGCAGCAACGACAUUAACAAGCGGGAGAUGAAGCCCUUCAAGCGCUACGUGAAGAAGAAAGCUAAACCCAAGAAAUGCGCCCGGCGUUUCACCGACUACUGUGACCUGAACAGGGACAAGGUCAUCUCACUGCCGGAGCUGAAGGGCUGCCUGGGUGUCAGUAAGGAAGGUGGUAGUCUGGGCAGCUUCCCCCAGGGAAAACGAGCAGGCACAAACCCGUUCAGCCGCCUCGUCUAAGGAGCAGGAAGCCCAAGGGCAGCUGAGAGACCAGGGAGACAGGACGGCCCGCCGGACGCCGAGCCUCCACCAUGCCCUCGCCCAGCCACACCCCUGUAACAUAAGCGGUGCCCAACGUGUUUGCACUUUUAAUAAUUCGUAUUUGCGUGUUUUCUUUUUGGUUUCAUUUUUAAACACCAAUAUCUAAUACCAGUGGGGGAAGAAAGACUGUUUAUUCUCUCUUAUUGUAAGUUUCUUUGGAUCUGCUACUGACAACUUUUAGGGUUUUUUUGUUUGUUUUUAUUUUGGCGGGGGGCGGGCUUGUUGGGACUGAGAAGAAAGAGAUUUAUAUACUGUAUAUAAAUAUAUAUGUAAAUUGUAUAGUUCUUUUGUACAGGUGUUGGCAUUACUGUUGGUUUAUUCUCCUCCCUCUCCCUGCUGUGGAUGUGGGGGCUCCGGCCCAACUCUGUAGAAUCCAGGCCUCCCCAUCUAGGAGGAUUUUGUGAGUAUCUGCAGACUCCCUGGGUUCUUGCCUGGUGGAGGAGCAUCCCAUGGCGAGGCGGGUGGCCAGCCUGGAAGUCAUGGCCGGCUGAUCCCCCAAGCCCGGUGCUCCUGUUCUCCUGACUUUCAGGUGGCGCCCAGAAUCUGGGGGGCCACCGCUACCCUAGCAAAUUAUCCUCAGAGGAUUUGCAUUUAGCCCACUGAAACAUUCUCACCCACUUUUGGCAUCCACUCUGUAAGUCACGAGGGGGAAGCAAAGAAGAAAAGAGCACACAGCAGGCCUCUGGCUUCAGCCAGCCUCCCUACUUAAGUAGUGGGGCGAGGCCGGGAAGCCUGCACGUCAGUGCCGAGACAGGAAGACUCCUCCGUCCCGAGAUGUGGCCUUUCCAGCCCGGUCAGACGGGGUUCACCACAGCCUCCUCUCUCUCCCAGCCAUCCUCGCUGGGCAGAAGGAGGAGGUGAGUUGGUCACCAUGUUGGUAACUCAAUGCUUUUAUCUUUCUUUUCACCUAAUACUGAGGUUCUUCCUGUUCCCUCAGCUCUUCUCACCAGCAUGCAGGCUUAAGGCCAAUUCCAGAAGCAAAAUUACUCUCAAGCCUCCUAGUUUGUCUCCUUUAGCAGUGCAGGGACAAUAAUAACCCACUUGUGGGGGGAAAUCCAGGCCCAGAGGGCCACAGACGUUUCACUGGGAUUCUAGUGUGACUUCCUCUGUGCAGGCCACUGAGCUCGUUCAGACAGCCUUCAGCCAGAGCGAACAGUGACCCUAGCACCUCUCCUCACAAGCUGCCUUGGAGGCCUCCAGGGGGCUGCAGUGGCCCAGACUGGCGUCCUAAUUGGAUUGCCGUGGCAAGUCUGGCCUCAGCGUGGCCUCGUCCCAGAUUCCAGAAGCGCAUGCACUGGGCAGAUGGUGUAUCCCUUUCCAGGGCUGGGAGACACCGGUGCUGUGAGCAGCAGCCCCCCAGACCCUGCUUGGGGGUGUGCCUCACUGGAGAGUGUGGCUCCUUAGGACCUGAUCUGAUGGGGCUCGGGCUAGAGAAGAAGGUGCUUGCUAUUUGGUAACAGUCCUGGAGGUUGUUACCUGGUGCCUGGAGGCCCCUUCCAACAUGGUGAGACCUGGACCAGAAAACUCAAUGUGCUGGAGCUGACACACCUUCCAGAAGACUCCAGUCUCUCCUCUGGCCUGGCGGAAACACAAAACACAGAGGAAGUCCCUCCUUGUAGAUAUUCAGACCCUCGCCCAGGUAGCUCUGCCUCACACGUGUGUGUGGCCUACGCAGUGUGGCUUUCCUCUGUGUGGAGGGAGGGAGUUGACUUGUAGCUUGUUUUAUAAAAAUAAAAACAGAUAAACCUG